GCUCUGCCUGAACCAAACGACACUUGCUAACUUCCCCCUGACUAAGUCGGAUGAACUUCGCCUUCCUCCCGGACGCCUACGCUCGUCCUCAGAACUUCCGCCAUCCUGAAGUUGUUGUUUUUUUCUGCCGUGUUGGGGCGGCCGCCAGGAUGUAGCGGCGGCAAAUAACAGUGAUGCCGCGCCGCCUGGAGCUAAGCACAAGGAAAUAAACAUGAAACAGAUUCUGUUUUUCUUGCGACAAAAACGGCGUCUUCUUUGUCGAGUCCAUUGCGGAGCGCGAGGGCAGGAGGCAAAGCGAUAGACAAGAGUCAAUCACUUUUUGCCGCACGUUUUCUUCUCUCUUACUGACGUUCGUUCACUGAAAUGUUCCUCGGGUAACGCGGAUGAAGAUGAUGAAUGAAGUGUUGUGUUCGCGCGUGCGUGUGGCCAACCAGGAUUCCUCGCAAGCGUCUUACGAAGGCCGAGAGGGACCUGCGACCAUCGCCGGCCAGGAUGACGCCGGGUCUCAGCAGGCUCCGGCGAGGCCAACUGGCACGCCCGCCACCAACGUUAAUCGGGAGGAGGAGGACUGUUCGGAGAAGUGCCUCCCAAAGGCCGUGUCGAGUGCCAGUGAAAGCAGCAAGGAAAAAGCGCCUUUCCAGAAAGUCACCGCGGAUGUGAAACUGCGGAACAAGUCGUGUCAUCACCGCCAUGGCGUCCCCGCUGGAGGCGCUCAGCGCGAAGGGUUCGGCGCCAGGGUCUCGCACUCCCGCAUCGCCGCCAAGCACCGCCGGAUCGCUACGACUCGCGAGCGGUGUCGAGUCCACGAAACGAACAAGGCCUUCGACGCCCUCAGGAGCGUUCUGCCCGCGGCUUGCGUGAGUCACGGCGAGUCGUCUCCGGCCGCGAAGAUGGCGACAUUGCGACUCGCCAUCCGGUACAUCGCUGCCCUCGCGGAGCUCCUGGAGGAGGACGACCUCGAAACCUCCCGCGCCGUGUCCGAGGAGGGCGUCUCUGCCUCCAGCAGCAGCGGCGAAGGUGACGAGCGACACGAACUCGACGCAGACGACUUCCAGCUUAAAGAGGAGCAGGAGAUUCUGGCCGAGCUGAGCCGCCCGACGGCCGCCGUCGGACUCGCGCCGGACAGCCAUUACGACGACCUCGAGGCCACGGAGGACACCUACAUCCUGGCUCUCGCGAGAAUAUUCCGGGAGGCUGAAGAGGCCUCAGAGGACCUGUUCAUGGGAGGGCAAGAGGACGUCUGCGUUCCAGCAGCGCCCCCAGCGGCUGCCACGGUCACGUAAUUCUCCAAAAUCUGGCUCUUCUGCUCUACACGGUGUAUAAACUUUAGCGCAGGGCAGUCUUGCCUCUCUUGCCAUGAAAUGGCUCUGUGAGGUCUUAUUUCAGAUAUCUAAAAGUGCCAAAAAGAAAACAAAGAACUAUUAAUAAUGUGAAAAACGUGAGUAUUUUCAUGUUACCAUAGAGCUAUGGUAGGCCUACCGGGCAUUAAGUGUAACAUGAGAAGCUAAUAAUCCUAAGAAGCAGAAACGUGUUCUUUUGUGAGUGAAAUAUCGAGAAACAAAAAUAAGGAACUUAUACGAUGUAUCGCUCAGUGACUGUAGGUAAUACCGGGUAUUGAAAAUAGAUUUUUAUAGCUAGGAUAGAAUAGGAUUUACUAACCGAAAUACUAAUCUACAAAUUAGAAUCGAAUUAGUGGAAUCAGUACAUAGAAAAAUGAAUGUUGUUUUCAUUUGUUUGUUUCAUCAGCUUUAAAACUAAAGACAUUAGUAGUACAAUCAGAGCUUCCAAGGGGAUUGCAUGGUUUCAUUUAAUUAACAGCGUCAUUAUUAAUUACUACCGUUAUUUCUUUCUCCUAUUUCCUUUCGAGAAUAAAGCGCCUGUAUUUUAUCUCUCUGUGCUUCGAUUUCUGAAUAGCUGACGAUGCAGCU
Molecule: messenger RNA, 1928 nt
Organism: Penaeus monodon (black tiger shrimp)
Lineage: Eukaryota; Metazoa; Arthropoda; Malacostraca; Decapoda; Penaeidae
Exons: 2
Coding region: 384-1283 (299 amino acids)
Molecular function (GO): protein dimerization activity
Source: RefSeq, a predicted model, not a curated record